This is a messenger RNA of Leptopilina heterotoma, 1447 nucleotides long. RefSeq names its product SWI/SNF-related matrix-associated actin-dependent regulator of chromatin subfamily B member 1 (gene Snr1). The record is from RefSeq and is a predicted model, not a curated record. Gene Ontology annotation, cellular component: nuclear chromosome; nucleus. Gene Ontology annotation, molecular function: transcription coregulator activity. Gene Ontology annotation, biological process: regulation of transcription by RNA polymerase II; chromatin remodeling. NCBI's taxonomy places the organism in Eukaryota, Metazoa, Arthropoda, Insecta, Hymenoptera, Figitidae. Bases 163 to 1272 code for a protein of 369 amino acids. The transcript has 6 exons.
UUGGCAAUACUGAAAGAAUUAGUUUACGUAAAAAUGGCGAAUGACAGAAGUGAGGUUAUGUUUAAUUAAAAAAGCUCCAGAAUCUUUCUAAUUAUUGACAAAAAAAAAUAUAUCUCAUUGGAAAAAAAAUAUUAUAAGAGUAAUUAAAAAAAUCUGAGAAAAAUGGCUCUACGAACAUAUGGCGACAAGCCAAUUAGUUUUCAAGUCGAGGAAAAUGGAGAAUAUUAUUGCAUUGGUUCCGAAGUGGGAAAUUAUCUACGAUUAUUUCGUGGUUCAUUAUAUAAACGCUAUCCUGGAAUGUUUAGAAGAUCAAUUACAAAUGACGAGAGGAAGAAAUUAGUGGAACUUGGUUUAAGUCAACAUGUUCUGGCUUCGAGUGUUUCACUUUUAAGAGCAAGCGAAGUCGAGGAUAUUAUCGAGGGAAAUGAUGAGAAAUAUAAAGCAGUUUCGGUUCAUUCAUCAGAACCGCCAGCACCACGUGAGGGAAAAUCGAAAAAAUCAAUGGCAUGGGUUCCCAGUUUACCGAAUAGUUCACAUUUGGAUGCAGUACCACAAGCUACACCCAUUAAUCGCAAUAGAGUUCAUAAUAAAAAAGUUCGCACUUUUCCACUUUGUUUUGACGAUACAGAUCCAUCGGCUAAUUUAGAGAAUGCAGCCCAACAGGAAAUGCUCGUUCCAAUUCGUUUGGAUAUGGAAAUCGAGGGACAAAAAUUACGUGACACAUUCACGUGGAAUAAAAAUGAAAGUUUAAUAACACCGGAACAAUUUGCUGAAGUUUUGUGUGACGAUUUGGACCUGAAUCCAUUGACAUUCGUGCCGGCGAUUGCUCAAGCGAUUAGACAACAAAUAGACGCCUUUCCUCAGGAAAUAAUAUUGGAGGAUCAAUGCGAUCAGAGAGUUAUUAUCAAACUAAAUAUUCACGUGGGCAAUACAUCGUUAGUCGAUCAAGUUGAAUGGGACAUGUCGGAGAGGGAGAAUAAUCCAGAGAAAUUUGCAAUGAAACUUUGUGCCGAACUUGGACUUGGAGGGGAAUUCGUCACAGCCAUCGCUUACAGCGUACGGGGACAAUUAUCCUGGCACCAGAGGACAUACGCAUUUUCGGAAGCUCCACUACCUACAGUUGAAGUUCCCUUUAGAUCACCAUCGGAAGCUGAUCAAUGGGCUCCAUUCCUGGAGACCCUAACGGAUGCAGAAAUGGAGAAGAAAAUACGGGACCAAGAUCGAAAUACUCGACGAAUGAGACGAUUGGCCAAUACCACUCCAGUAUGGUAAAAAAAAAGAUACAUUUAAAUAAAUUUCAAUAAUUAAGUUCACGUAAAAUUUACUUCGUCACAACAAUUAUCUAUUGAUUUAUAAUAGAAAAUUGUAAGUUUGUACCUUUUGUGUAAGUAUAACUAACAUUUUUUAUGUAAAGAAAGUCAUUUGGAAAUAAAUCAUCUUCAACUAA